This is a messenger RNA of Ostreococcus lucimarinus CCE9901, 282 nucleotides long. RefSeq lists its product with no specific name. The transcript has a single exon. The coding region runs from base 1 to 282 and encodes 93 amino acids. The record is from RefSeq and is a predicted model, not a curated record. Lineage: Eukaryota; Viridiplantae; Chlorophyta; Mamiellophyceae; Mamiellales; Bathycoccaceae.
AUGGGCGCGUGCUUCGGGCGAUUCAUGGGAGAGACCCAGGCGGAAGAAUGGGAACGAAAGCAACGAAAGCUCGAGAAGAAACGAGCCAAGGAUGAACAGUGCAAACGGGACAACGAAAUUUUAAAGGCUGUCUUCAAGGAGGAGGUUCGGGACCUCAUCGGUGGCAUUCCGGUGCUUCAAAACUUCAUCGAGCGACGGUCGGGGCGAAAAAUUACGGCUCGCACAAAAGAUGAGAAGAUGCGUGACCAUGAGGCAGCGCAACGUAUAGGGAAGCCCGUUUAA